CGCGGAGCCUGGGGGGUCGCGGUAGCGGUAGCCGGGCGUGGGGAGGCCAAGGCCCGGCCGAGGGGGCGGGAGGGCCAGGGAGCAGCCCAGCCGGGGGUGUACGCGACCUACGCUCGCUUCCCAGCCCGACUGUGGCCGCCUGGUCUGGCACCCUUUCUGGACCCUCGGGCCUGGCUCCCGCGGUCAAAACCGACUCCAAAGUGUUGGGAGGGUUCCUCUUCCCGGGGACGCAGCCUCCCCGGACAUGGCAGACGAUGCCCUGGUCAGACAGAGCCACUGACCACCCCGCCCACCCCCGAGGCCGGACGCACGGAUGCACACCCCGUCCUGGGAGGGACAGGCGCCCCUUCCCCUCUGCACCCCGCCGGGCCCCCCGCACCCCGCCGAACCCCCCUCCCCCCGCCGGCUGCUGGACGUCAGAUGCAGCCACCACUAACCCUGGGAGGGACAGACACAAGGACAGGCUCCCCUUCCCCUCUGCACCCUCCUGCUGACUGCAGAACGCCAAAUGCAGCCAACACUGACCCUGAGAGGGACAGACACACGGACAGUCGCCCCUUCCCCUCCGCACCCCCCUGCUGGCUUUACGACCUCAAAUGCAGCCACCACUUGACUUUGGGAGGGACAGAUACUUUCCAGCCCAGAUUGGCCCUGGGGCAUGGAUAGAUACCCCCUGCACACAUGGCUGACCCCGGAACUCGAAGAUGCCCCUGACUCUGGCCGACCUGCAGCCUGGGCCAGCACCACGCUGCUGCCCCUACUGCACCAAAGCCCAAGGAUGACAGACUUUCAGCUCUGGAGGCCUUGUGAUUUCAGCCAGACUCUCAUCUGCCCGUUUCAGCCCCAGCACCAGCGCUCGGGGCCCCACCUAGACCAAAGCUUUGAUCCAUCCCUGCAGAACAGAUCUCUGGUCUGGGGAUCAUGGUUCUGGUCUGAGAUGAAAGUUCUGGGGCCUCUUCCCAGGCCUGAGCAGGCAUGGUGGGCUGCUGUGACUAGAACGAGCUGGGUCUGCAGUGGGCAUUGAGGUUUGGGUCUCACAUUGCCUUUGCAGGGACUGCGGCCUCACCAUGGACCCGGAAUGCUCCCGGCUGCUCCCUGCUCUCUGUGCUGUUCUGGUAGAUCCCAGGCAGCCGGUGGCAGAUGACACCUGUUUGGAGAAGCUGCUGGACUGGUUUAAAACUGUCACUGAAGGAGAGUCCAGUCUCGUGCUGCUGCAGGGGCACCCCUGCCUGGUGGAGCUGCUGUCUCAUGUGCUGAAAGUCCAGGACCUGAGUCCCGGGGUCCUCUCCUUCUCUCUGCGCCUGGCAGGAACCUUCGCAGCCCAGGAAAACUGCUUCCAGUAUCUUCAGCAGGGGGAGUUGCUACCAGGGCUCUUUGGGGAGGCAGGACCCCUCGGCCGAGCAGCCUGGGCCGUCCCCACUGUGCGCAGCGGCUGGAUCCAGGGCCUACGCUCCCUGGCACAGCACCCCAGCGCCCUGCGCUUCCUGGCCGACCACGGUGCAGUCGACACCAUCUUCUCCCUACAGGGAGACUCCAGCCUGUUUGUGGCCUCGGCAGCCAGUCAGCUCCUGGUGCACGUCCUGGCUUUGUCCAUGCGAGGUGGAGCCGAGGGGCACCCCUGCCUGCGGGGAGAUGACUGGCCCGCGUGUGCCCAGAAGAUCACGGAUCAUGUGGAGGAGUCCCUGUGCUGCACGGCCACCCCCAAGGUCACUCAGGCCCUGAACGUCCUGACCACGACCUUCGGGCGCUGCCAGAGCCCCUGGACGGAAGCCCUGUGGGUGCGGCUGAGUCCCCGCGUGGCCUGUCUGCUGGAGAGAGACCCCAUCCCCGCCGCACACUCGCUCGUGGACCUGCUUCUCUGUGUGGCUCGUUCUCCUGUGUUCAGUUCUUCUGACGGCGGCCUGUGGGAGACGCUGGCGCAGGCUCUGAGCUGCCUGGGUCCCACCCACGUGGGACCCCUGGCUUUGGGGAUCCUGAAGCUCGAGCACUGCCCACAGGCACUGAGGACCCAGGCCUUCCAGGUCCUCCUCCAGCCCCUGGCCUGUGUCCUGAAGGCCACAGUUCAGGCCCCCGGACCCCCAGGCUUGCUGGACGGGACGGCAGACGACGCCACGACGGUGGACGCGCUCCUGGCCUCCAAGUCGUCCUGUGCGGGCCUCCUGUGCCGCACCCUGGCUCACCUGGAGGAGCUGCAGCCGCUGCCCCAGCGCCCGUCGCCGUGGCCCCAGGCGUCCCUGCUGGGGGCUGCAGUGACUGUCCUGCGGCUCUGUGAUGGCUCGGCUGCUCCCGCCUCCAGCGUGGGGAGCCACCUCUGUGGGACUCUGGCGGGCUGCGUCCGGGUCCAGCGAGCAGCCCUCGACUUCCUGGGGACGCUGUCAGAGGGGACAGGCCCCCAGGAGUUGGUGACGCAGGCGCUUGCUGUCCUCCUGGAGUGCCUCGAGAGCCCCGGCUCCAGCCCCACGGUUCUGAAGAAGGCCUUCCAGGCCACACUCCAGUGGCUUCUGAGCUCACCCAAGACCCCUGGCUGCUCUGAUCUUGGCCCCCUCAUCCCGCAGUUCCUCAGAGAGCUGUUCCCUGUGCUGCAGAAACGCCUGUGCCACCCCUGCUGGGAGGUGAGGGACUCCGCCCUCGAGUUCCUGACCCAGCUGAGCAGGCACUGGGGAGGACAGGCCGACUUCAGAUGCGCCCUCCUGGCUUCAGAGGUGCCUGAGCUGGCCCGGCAGCUCCUCCAGGACCCUGAGAGUUACGUCCGAGCGAGCGCAGUGACCGCCACGGGGCAACUUUCCAGCCGGGGCCUGCACGCCCCCACCAGCCCUGAGUAUGCAGAGGCCCGGCAGAGCCUGUUCCUGGAGCUCCUACACAUCCUCUCCGUGGACUCGGAGGGCUUCCCACGGAGGGCGGUCAUGCAAGUCUUCACCGAGUGGCUGCGGGACGGCCACGCUGACGCGGCCCAGGACACGGAGCAGUUCGUGGCCACUGUGCUGCAGGCGGCAAGCCGGGACCUGGACUGGGAGGUCCGCGCCCAGGGCCUGGAGCUGGCGCUGGUGUUCCUGGGCCAGACGUUGGGCCCGCCACGUACCCACUGCCCCUAUGCUGUGGCCCUACCCGAGGUGGCCCCAGCCCGGCCACUCACCGAGGCACUGAGGGCUUUCUGCCACGUGGGGCUCUUUGACUUCGCCUUUUGUGCCUUGUUUGACUGCGACCGCCCUGUGGCGCAGAAGUCCUGUGACCUCCUCCUCUUCCUGAGGGACAAGAUUGCUUCCUACAGCAGCCUGCGGGAGGCCGGGGGCGGCCCCAACACCGCCUCAGUGGAGGCCGCCCUGCCGAGGUGCCGGACGGGUGAGCAUGCCCAGCCCCCAGGGGACCAGGAGCCUGAGGCUGUGCUGGCCAUGCUCAGGUCCCUAGACCUGGAGGGCCUGCGGAGCACACUGGCCGAGAGCAGCGACCACGUGGAGAAGAGCCCCCAGUCCCUCCUGCAGGACAUGCUGGCCACGGGGGGCUUCCUGCAGGGGGAUGAGGCUGACUGCUACUAAGUAGAACCAGAUUCUGCCACUGGGGUUCAGGACUGAGGAAGGCAGUGCCACGUCCUUUCGUGGGACACUGCUAUCCCCAGGGCUCCAGCCCAGCCCAGUGGAUCCUCUGGGGAAGCCAGGACCAGGAGAGAAACAAAGUCAAGAAAUGCCACAUUUUGAUGUAUUAAAGAAAUGACUUAUUUUCUACUCAAAAUAAAUGGCAUUGAAGUCUUUAA
This is a messenger RNA of Macaca mulatta (Rhesus monkey), 3748 nucleotides long. RefSeq names its product BRCA1 associated ATM activator 1 (gene BRAT1). The record is from RefSeq and is a predicted model, not a curated record. Gene Ontology annotation, cellular component: nucleus. Gene Ontology annotation, biological process: cell population proliferation; positive regulation of protein phosphorylation; DNA damage response. Lineage: Eukaryota; Metazoa; Chordata; Mammalia; Primates; Cercopithecidae. Gene Ontology annotation, molecular function: protein binding.